AUGUCUAGCAAUCGCAGCAAGAAACCGAGCAGUAGCAAAGGCCAUGCUGCUGGUGCAAACAAGUCGGUUCUAUCUCUGACUUCGCCAGCGAAGCUCAAUGUCAUUUCGCAAGAUUGGUCACGAAUGACCUCCAAAACUGCACCUGGGAAGAUCGAAAAAAGACAGUCGUCCGCCGGCUCACUUUCGAAUGUUACAAACAUUAAGAAGGGCGUUAAGGCACAAAGCCAGAGACCCUCUUUGCAUCAUGUGCCGCCUUUACUUCGACAUUCGUCGUCCUUUUUCAAAGAUGACGCGGAUGUGAGCGAAAGUCGGCUUCCGAUAUCCCAGGAAUCAGAAGACGUUUUUCCCAGUACAGACAGAUUCAUUCCUUUGAGGAAAGAGAACUCGUUUUCUCUUUCCAAACUGGAACCUUCAGCGCUCGAGGAAGAGGUUCCUCCGCCUAGUGCAUCACCAUCGGCGCAUCUGCGUGCUCAAACCAAGAGAGUUUUCAAACAAAAUGUUGCAGAAGCAUGUGGUCUGGACAUCGAACAGCGCAUUCUGCAAUACGUUCCCAAGCCACCGCCCUCGUCUUUUAACAAAAACUCUUACUCCAUCAGCAACCGAUCCCAUUAUUCAUAUUCCUCCAAAGGAAGCUCUGCCACAAAUGGUGAAUUAGCGAAACUACGCAAAGUCAACUCGAAUCCUGAAAGAAUCCUGGAUGCUCCGGGCUUCCAAGAUGAUUUUUAUUUAAAUUUGCUCAGUUGGUCAAACAAAAAUGUUCUUGCCAUUGCUCUGGACUCAGCUCUUUACCUUUGGAAUGGAGACAGUGGGGACGUCACGCUCUUGGUCGAUUACGAACAGCCUUGCGCCAUAUCGAGCGUCACCUGGUCCGAUGAUGACUGCCAUCUGUCCAUUGGCAAAAACGACGGCAAUGUCGAGAUCUGGGACGUUGAGACGUCUUCGCAUGUUAGAACAAUGCGUUCUGGGCUAGGGGUCCGUAUUGGAUCUCAAUCAUGGCUAGACACCCUCAUUGCCACAGGAGCGAAAAGUGGCGAAAUUCACAUCAACGAUGUACGCAUCAAAAACCAUAUCGUUUCCACUUGGGACGAACACAGAGGCGAGGUUUGUGGGCUGAGUUAUCGCCCUGACGGUUUACAACUAGCAUCAGGAAGUAAUGACAAUACUGUCGUCCUUUGGGACACUCGAACGUCUCUGCCACAGCAAGUGAAGAGACAGCACACAGCAGCCGUAAAGGCAUUAGCAUGGUGUCCCGAUGUCAGCAAUUUACUUGCCACGGGCGGUGGGCAAACCGACAAGCAUAUUCAUUUUUGGAACACCACAACAGGAGCCAGAAUAGGAUCCAUUAACACAGGAUCUCAAGUGAGCUCCUUAAAUUGGGGCCAGAGCUCUGGUAGCAGUGGCAUGCAGCGCGAAAUCGCUGCCACGGGAGGAAAUCCAGAAAACGCUAUAUCUAUCUACAACUACGAUACGAAAUUCAAAGUAGCUGAGAUUGUUCAUGCACAUGAAGCACGCAUAUGUUCCAGUCACCUUUCUCCGGAUGGUACAACACUAGCCACGGUUGGUGGGGAUGAGAAUCUCAAAUUUUUCAAGAUUUUUGAUUCUUCGCAGAGACGCCAACUGCUGGCUGGGGACACAGACAGCAUAUUGGGACUGCUUAGCUGCGCAGACAGAUGCAACGACGAUAGCAGCAGGUCACCAUCAAAACGCAAGUUUUCUGACUUUCUCAUUAGAUAA
Lachancea mirantina is the source of this 1734-nucleotide messenger RNA. The record is from the annotation of a GenBank genome assembly. NCBI's taxonomy places the organism in Eukaryota, Fungi, Ascomycota, Saccharomycetes, Saccharomycetales, Saccharomycetaceae.